This is a messenger RNA of Eruca vesicaria subsp. sativa (arugula), 788 nucleotides long. The record is from the annotation of a GenBank genome assembly. Lineage: Eukaryota; Viridiplantae; Streptophyta; Magnoliopsida; Brassicales; Brassicaceae.
GAGCAAUGGCGAAUACCUUAAUGGCGACAACUCGUCCACUCGUUCUCCUCUCCUCCACAAGAGCGACCUUUCAUCUCCUUCUCCAAUCUCCAAAGAGACCCUUCUCCUCAUUCUUAUCAACUCUCUCAUCUCCCGUCACGAGAAGCUCCAGUUCGAGAUGCGUGAGCGCCGUUUUGUCUCGUGGAGAGACUACCACGCCGUCGUUGAUUUACGGAAACCGAGUUUUUAGGGUUUCUGGGUUUGGUCUUGUUGACACUCACAGCCGUGAUUUCAGUGCUAAAUCAUCUCAAAUCAACGAUGCUGGGUCGAUUGAUCAAACUCUUAUGCAAUCCAUGGAGCUAAAGAUCAAAGAACAAUUGAAUGCAGAGUCGGUUUCUGUCAAGGAUAUGUCUGGAGAUGGACGCCACGUUUGCAUCAAUGUGGUAUCAUCGGCUUUUGAGGGACAAUCUGCAGUGAACAGACAGAGGAUGGUCUACAAAGCCAUCUGGGAGGAGCUUCAGAACGUAGUUCAUGCCGUUGAUCAGAUGACAACAAAGACUCCUUCCGAAGUUUGAAGCCUCAAGUUUUUAAUGACACGAAUCCCAAUCUAUUAUUUGAACAGCGGACAAAGCUGUUUUGUUUUAUCGAAAAACAAAUUUGGAUGUUUCUUUUUGUUGUUGAUGUUGGUUUAUCCUACUCUGUAACAUCCUUUGCUCUGUUUAGUAAAAUUCAGUGAUAAUAGGUAUGUUUCAAUUUUUUUUGUCGUCUGCCUCUCACAUAAGUACAUUUAAGAAGCUCCUUGAGCCUGC